AUGGAACACACAGCGAGCAAACCGUCCCUGGCGCACCUCCCAAACGAGCUUCUCGACUCAAUCGGCCUGUUGAUCUGUUCCUUUGACGAUGUGCAUGCACUUGCCUUGACCUGCCAACGUUUCAGCAAAGUCUUUCUCCCUCGUCUCUAUGAGCUCAACAGCCAGAAGGCACACCCUCACGGCGGCGCACUCGGCUGGGCGGUGUGCCGGGACGACCUUGCUCUCGCGCAGCGCGCCAUUGACACGGGGGCCCAGUUGGACAUGGGCUUCAAGCCGUGCCGCAGGCUCCUCUCCGACGACGACUUGCACUGGCUCGCGGAGCGCGAGACGUUUGGCAGCAGCUACUACGACUGGGUGACCUGCAACCCCUACCGGCUGUACUAUACGCCAAUCCACACAGUCGUCAAAUGCGUGACGACGCCGCUCGUGCAGGCCGUUUGGCGCGGCAACGUGGCCAUGGCGCGCCUCCUCCUCAGCGCUGGCGCGGAUGUCAACCGGCAGCCGUGCAAGACGCGGGCGCCGCUCGCGGUUGCGAUUGAGCGAGGCCGUUUGCCCAUGGUCCAGCUGCUCGUGGAAACGGGGCAGAUUGAUUGGGAAAAGAUGCAUGGCCAUAACUGCAAGGCCUUGGGUCUCGCCGCGCACUACAACAGCCCCGAGAUUCUCGAGUACCUGCUUCCCUAUAUCAAGGACGAGGACGAGGACGAGCUAUAUCCAAUCACAGCAGAGAUCCGCAGCGCGCUUGAAGUCGCUAUUGAGCACGGCCGCUACGGCAUGGUCGAAACGCUUCUGGCCCAUCCAAAGAUGAAUCCCAAAUGGUACCUUGUGCAACCGCUCGCGAUGAAGCAGCUCAAGGCAUUCCAGAUGAUCUGGAUGCAUCCAAGCUGCAAACGGGAAAUCAACCAGGGAGCUCAUUGCAACGCUAUCGAGAUCGCUGCUCAGCAUAAAUUGAGCGACACGGUAGCCUUUCUAAAAGAUGAUAUGAGGGAGCGCUUCCCGACCCUGUGGCAGAAACGCUAUUUUCAGAAGGAUAAAUCUCACGUUGAGGCAUCCGAGCUUGGAGACAGCGAAAGUACCUAA
This is a messenger RNA of Cordyceps militaris CM01, 1077 nucleotides long. RefSeq names its product ankyrin repeat-containing protein, putative. NCBI's taxonomy places the organism in Eukaryota, Fungi, Ascomycota, Sordariomycetes, Hypocreales, Cordycipitaceae. The record is from RefSeq and is a predicted model, not a curated record. The transcript has a single exon. Gene Ontology annotation, molecular function: protein binding. The coding region runs from base 1 to 1077 and encodes 358 amino acids.